AUGCUGAUUACGCUUACUACGGCUCUACUCGCCCUGAGUGGCAGCUUGGUGAAUGCCCACGGGUCGCAUUCCACCCCUACAGACCCCUCUGCAGAUUGGGCGACUCGGCACAUGCAAGAGGAGCAUCACAUCGAUACCUUUGACGCCGCAUCUUUCUUCACUCUCCACGAUUACGAUUCGUCCGGAGCCUGGACGCCCGAAGAAGUGCGAAAGACAUACGGCAUGGAUGACGAGUCAAAUGCGGGCUUAACGGAGGAGCGAAAACAAGAAGCUCUAAGGGAGGUAUUUACGCUGUUUGACCCAGCCAACACCGGGUUCAUCAGCCGCGACAACUGGCUGCACCUUGUCUCCGAAGGCGUGAUAUUACCAGACUUUGGGUUCGGGCCUGGUCAUCACGGCGAUAUUGAGUACGAGUACGAGAUUCAUCAUUUCGAGAAGUACCACGGCGAGGAUGCGACGGAGGAGGAACUCACGCACCCUGAAGAUAUUGAGCACUUCAAGAGACAUGACGAGGAAGACGAGGCCAUGGAGAAAUUGGACCAGCUUGAACGGAUGGCCAUUGUCGCGGCUAAUAUUCCGGCGAAGUUCCGCAAGGGGCGUGUGUGA
Molecule: messenger RNA, 606 nt
Organism: Aspergillus nidulans FGSC A4
Lineage: Eukaryota; Fungi; Ascomycota; Eurotiomycetes; Eurotiales; Aspergillaceae
Product: nucleobindin SSP120
Exons: 2
Coding region: 1-606 (201 amino acids)
Biological process (GO): endoplasmic reticulum to Golgi vesicle-mediated transport
Cellular component (GO): endoplasmic reticulum-Golgi intermediate compartment
Molecular function (GO): COPII receptor activity; calcium ion binding
Source: RefSeq, a predicted model, not a curated record